AUGCGCCGACUACUGCUCAUGAGCCCCCAGGGCAAAGGCAAGGCCAAGGGCAAGAUGGGCGGAGUGGAUGGAGGGACACGUGUGAGGAGAAGAGCUGGGGAUGGUUGGUUGGAAGAGGGUGGGAAGGAGUUGGAGGAAGAAGUAGUGGAAAUAGAGGAGGAUGAGAGGGGGGAGAAUGCAAAGGAGAAUAGGAGGGAGGAUAUGAGAGAGGAGGAUGAGGAUAGUGACGAGGUAAGGGAAGUGGAGCAGGAAGAUGGGAAGGCAGGGGAAAUGCAAGUGCAAAGGAGUGCAACGGAGUGGAAAGGAGCAGAAAAGAAUGAUGAAGAAAGGAGUGGUGCUGCCCUAUGUGCGGUUGAUGGUGGCUUGCAGGAGGCAACCCAAGAUGAGUGGGCAGGAAAGAAUCAUGGCGAGGGGGAGGGCAAGGAGGCGGCGUUGGAGGCGGCAGCGAGGGAGCUGGAGCGGUGGUUUGACAAGCGCGACUUUGCUAGCAUGGCCGUGAUUGGCCAGUUCAACCUUGGGUUCAUCAUUGGACGGCUGGGAUCUGAUCUCUUCAUUGUGGACCAGCAUGCAUCGGAUGAGAAGUUCAACUUUGAGCGCCUCAUGCGAUCCACAGUGCUCAACAGGCAACGGCUGCUCAUGUGA
Closterium sp. Naga37s-1 is the source of this 642-nucleotide messenger RNA. The record is from the annotation of a GenBank genome assembly. Lineage: Eukaryota; Viridiplantae; Streptophyta; Zygnematophyceae; Desmidiales; Closteriaceae.